This is a messenger RNA of Frankliniella occidentalis (western flower thrips), 2334 nucleotides long. RefSeq lists its product as uncharacterized. NCBI's taxonomy places the organism in Eukaryota, Metazoa, Arthropoda, Insecta, Thysanoptera, Thripidae. Gene Ontology annotation, molecular function: protein dimerization activity. The transcript is spliced from 5 exons. The record is from RefSeq and is a predicted model, not a curated record. Bases 1 to 2334 code for a protein of 777 amino acids.
AUGCCGUGCUGUUCAAACAUGGGUCGCCAAACGUCCGAUAUUUGGGACGAAUUUUACUGUGAGAUCGGGGAAAAUAACAAGAGAGUGAAGGCAACCUGCAAGCACUGUGGGAAGACCCAAGCCCCAAACGCCACACGCUGUACGAAUCAUAUCAAAGGUUGCAUGAAAUGUCCUGCUGUUGUACGGGCCUUGUACAGUAAUAAGUCACCGGGGGUUCCCCUCAGUGUAAUUGUCGAAGAGGACGUGGACUCACCAUCUACCAGCGGAGAAGCUUCAACUGCACACACCACCCCAGCAGCGAAGCGCCCUGGCGCCGCAUUGGAGACGACACCGUCUACCUCGACCAAGGAGAAGGGCCAGGGGGACGGUCCGCCGACUGCCAAGCGUCAGAUUCUCUCGUUUGUGGACAAGAUUUCAAAAGAGGAAAAGGAUAAAAUAGAUCAAGCUCUCGCCGCAGCGAUCUAUGCGAACGGACUUCCGCUUUCGACAUUUGAAAAUGUGCACUUCCAAAGAGCGCUAAGCUUACUGAGGCCUUCAUACGGAAAACCACCGUCUAGGUUCAAGUUAGGCGGCACACUGCUGGACAGAGAAUUCGCUCUUGCGGAAGCCAAAGUCAAGUCAGCAAUUCAAGAAAGUGACUGUGUUGCUUUGAUGGCGGACGGUUGUGCCACCGUCAAUAGAGAGCACGUUAUUAAUUUCAUAGUCACAACUCCUCAACCAAUGCUGUACACUUACAAGGUCAUGGGGACCGAGAGAGAGACUUCGGAGUUGAUAGCUACAGAAUUUAUAACUGUUCUAAAUGAAAUAGGCCCUAACCGCUGUUACCUUCUAGUUACUGAUAAUGCUUCUGUUAUGACUGUGGCCAUGGGAAUAGUAACUUUGGAAUUCCCUCAUAUCACAGCAGUGGGGUGUGCUUCCCACUGUUGGAACCUGCUAUUCAAAGAUCUUAUGGAACUGAACACUCUGCACAAGCUGUUUAUGAUAGCUAAGUCCAUUGUAAAAUCAAUCAGAAAUGUUUAUGUAAAUCAUGCAACUUUCAAGCUAAAACAGAAGGAAAAGUAUGGGGACGGUUGUGUUACUCUGAAGUUACCAGCAGCCACUAGGUGGGGUGGAGCUGUGAUAACAUUCAAUUCACUUAUAAAAAAUAAGGCAGCCAUACAGGAAACUGUUGUAAAUGAGGACUUAAAAUUUUCUGAUUCUGUGCGAACUUGGUCUCUAGACAAUGUUAGAUUCUGGGAUAGGGUUAAAAUAGCAAUUGAUAUGCUAAAGCCCUUACAUGGCUGUAUUACUUUGAUUGAGUCAAACAAAGCCCUGCUUUCAGACGUCUUUUUUUUGCAAAAAAAGUACACACAGGCUCUCCUAGACAAUCUCACAAAGUUGCCUUUCAAAACUAGGGAGAAAAACCUUGUGAAAAGUUAUCUUGAGGAGCGCGAAGUUUUCACAAUUAGGACAAUUCAUAAGGCAUGUUUUCUGCUGGAUCCUAGGUACCGGGACAAGCACGACUUGCUUGAGCCUGCAGAUAUAGUUUCUAUUAUUGAAUUCAUUGGUACGAUGUGUAAGCACAUCGGUCUCGACGAAGGUGCCGUCAUCGCCAGUCUGGCUGCAUUCCGCACUCGAACAGGGUUCUUCGCUCACGAAGGUGUAUGGCGAGCGGCCGACACCUGCGUCCCCAAUGUGUGGUGGGCAGGAGUGUGUGCCACUGAGCCCAUAGCGCCCCUCGCUCGCCGGAUUCUGAGUCUGCCACCCAGUGUCGCAGAAUGCGAGCGCAACUGGAAGCUCCGCAAGUUUAUUCAUAGCAAGACACGCAACCGACUCCUGAACGAGCGCGUGAGGAAGCUGGUGGCGACCAAAGCUGCUCUGAAGGAGCCAUCAUCGAAGCCGGCCACCGUCACUCCCUUCUUCACCGUGGCGGACAUCGAUGCUUACUUUGAGAACUACCUGCCAGCGAGGGCCGCCGGAGCACCAGAAGAGGGGCCUGAAGAUGAUGAGCACACCGAUGACGGCGACGUCAACUUCGAGGAGGAAGACUCAGAAGAUGAUGAUUAUAAUGACCGGGACUAUGAGAAUAUCAGUGACUGGAGUGACGGCGAUGACGACGACAGUGGUGCCCGCCUGAAACAUUUUAUAAACUACGACCAAGCAAAACACAAGGGAUGCAAAUCAAAAACAGUUUUAGUUACAAAUGUAUCAUCUGCUAAUAACGAUGUAAAAGCAGCAUUAUGUAACAAUUUCAAGCUUAAAAUGACUUCAGCUCAUAGCAGCUCCCAACGCUUUAACCCAUGCCUUUCUAGGUUUGGGACCAAUGUGGAAGAAGAGCGGCUGCUGCAGCUGUGA